AUGGCUCGUACAAUGCAAACUGCUUCAAUGGGACCGCUUCUCACGAACGGCAGAAACCAAGUUAUGACUCAAAUAGAGAUCUGGAUGGCAUCACGAGUCGAAUCAGUCACAGCGGCCGCAGUGUCGCCCAUGACGCCCUCGCGCAGUCUGACUGCAGCAAUCAAAGAUCGAAUCCUACGCGCCAUAAACAAAGCGAAAUCAGUGUUUCAGACCAGCACUAUAUACAUUAAAGUCCAUCCUAGCCUCGUCUGGUUCCUCCUUCUACAUAGUCUGACAUGCAAGACCCACAUUGACCAGCAGGUGACGGAGUUGCUUAAGCGCAGUGUCCCUAUCUGGCCAAUGCAGCUUCGGCGGUACACCGAAUCAUUUCCGCAAUCUCUAGGUCGUGACUAUAACGUGCCGACGAUGAAAACCGACCCUAUCAUUGGGCUUGAAGGGCGUGAUGGUUGGGAAGAGUUCAUUCACCCGCCGGGAGCUACGUAUAGCUACAAUGCAAAAAUGGUCCACAGGCUCAAGUCUUGGAUCAAUGUAUCAAGGACCAAAUUAAAUGGACAAGAAUGGUUGCUGGUCGUUGAGCCGGUGUUGGUGGGAGGGGAGGAGAUCUAUCCAUAUUAUUAUGUGGUCCCAGAGAAACGCAUUAUUACCUGGCUAGAACCGCUGGAUGGCUACCUUCUUUUCCAAGAAUGUACGGCGGUAUGGCACUGGAAUCACAAAAGACUCGAACUUGAAGCCCAAUUUUGGAAACACGUUGAAUACUUUCCAUGCGGGAUCGAAAUACGUGUCUCAGAAGUGAGAGCUUUGCGGAUUCAAAUGAACUGGUACCGCAUUGUCGAUGACCAAAGAUCAGAAGAACUUGCAGAACCUGAUGGGACCAUGAAGGAGCAGGGUAUCGCAAUCUGCGGUGCAUGA
This is a messenger RNA of Suillus paluster, 909 nucleotides long. RefSeq lists its product as uncharacterized. Lineage: Eukaryota; Fungi; Basidiomycota; Agaricomycetes; Boletales; Suillaceae. The coding region runs from base 1 to 909 and encodes 302 amino acids. The record is from RefSeq and is a predicted model, not a curated record. The transcript has 11 exons.